ACCAGAAGAAUGCCACUCCUGAUCCCCAUUCAUCUCUCCCACCUCCUCAGCCUCAGCACCUCAUCGCCUCUAACUCCUCGCCAAGCAACAAACGGACCCGAACCUCCAACAAUCAUCUGGACCUGCACAGGAAACACCGACCCUAUCCUCGACAAUCCAUCCGUCUGCUCGAACAUGUGUUAUGGCGCUUAUUGUCGCGGCUACGGCAAUUCCUUGACCUUCAACCCCAUGGCAGUCGGCCUUGCUCCCAAUAUCGUGAAACUGCGUAAGGCGAAUGCAGGGUGUUAUGUUGGUAUCGAUGAUGGACCUGUGAAUGAGCAAGAUAGAUGUCAAAGACAGGGUAUGGCGUGUAAUGUAUCCCCAUACCUUACUGCCAUUGAAGGUGCUGUGGAUGUCGAGAGGGGAGGUCCAAUUACUGAUGACGGGAGUACAAACCCAACAGGUCAGAAUGCCAUGCUCAAUCUCCUCUACACAUCUACAGGGCCCUGGUCGGAUAGCCAAGGUCUGAACUCUACUACUGAACUAACCACAUAUCAUCAGAUCUUUGCCAAUGCGGGAGAACUGCCUUAUUGUUCCGGCCUUCCCUCUGACUGCGUAACCGAUGGCACAGAGGUCGACCGUGAUGGUGUGAUAUCCGCCUACGACCCUCUUCCUUCGUCUCGCAGUCAAAGAACAUAUAAGUUAAGUGGAGGACGAAAUGUUACGGUGAUGCAGGAGAUGGAGCCCGGAAGAAGGGUCUUGUCGCCAAGGGUGAGGGAUGGCAAGGGGUUUGUGGAGGAGAGUCAGCGACACGUCGUGGAUGGGCAAGAUAUGUUGGAGCGAUUGGGAGGAUAUCUGUACUUCGAAAUUGAAGAGAUUGAGGGGGAGAUUCUUGAUGGAUCUGUUUGA
This is a messenger RNA of Aureobasidium vineae, 888 nucleotides long. NCBI's taxonomy places the organism in Eukaryota, Fungi, Ascomycota, Dothideomycetes, Dothideales, Saccotheciaceae. The record is from the annotation of a GenBank genome assembly.